AUGCUGUACGCUCUUGACAACCCGCUCUCUUCGUUCUGGCAAAGGCUCUCGCAGCAGCCAUACCCGGCCAAGCCCGAGGGUCUGCCGGUUGCCGACUGGGCGUUUGAGCUCUCGCUCUCGCCUUGGGUGCCGCUGCUUACCGGCGUUGUCUACCUCUUCGCCACGCACGCCACCAACAACCGCUUUGGACCGGGCAAGCCCAAGCCCACCGACCUUGUCAAGCAGUCGUACGGUCUGUCGCAGACCGUGCUUGGCCACAACAUCCUGCUCGCCGUCUACUCGGGCUGGACCUUCUUCCACGCCGCCACGCGCAUCCUGAGCUACCUGCUCGGUGGUGCUCUUGCCGGAGGCUUCUCUGGUCUGACGAACGCCUACUGCACCGUGCCUAUCGCCGAUGCGUCGUUUGCUGGCCUCGGCAUCUACGUGUGGCUGUUCUACAUCUCCAAGUACUACGAGAUUAUCGACUCGGUCAUCCUCAUCCUCAAGGGCAAGCCCGUGAGCAACCUGCAGUCGUACCACCAUGCCGGUGCGAUUCUGUGCAUGUGGGCUGCCUACCGCUACUCGGCACCCGCGGUGUUCAUCUUCCUGCUCUUCAACUCGCUCGUGCACACGCUCAUGUACACCUACUACUCGAUGACCGCGCUCAAGCUGCCCUUCACCGGCGGCCUCAAGCGCAGCAUGACCACUAUCCAGAUCACCCAGCUCGUCGUCGGAUGUGGCCUCGCCUCGUCGUACCUCUGGCUCACGUACGCUCCUAGCGCGUACCCGGCCGGCGCCGUUCCCACCCCCGGCAGGCACGUGCUCAACCCGGUCUCGUCGGCUUUCAGCUCGUUCACCUCGGCUGCCAACAGCACCGCAUCGGACUCCAAGUUCCUCGCGUCGACUUCGACCGAGGCACUCCAGCUCAUCAAGCAGGCCAUCCUCGCGAGCGUCGGCGCCAACCAGAAGACCGCCUGUGUUGCUACCACCGGUCAGCUCUUUGCCGUCGUGCUCAACGUCGCAUACCUCAUCCCGCUCAUCUACCUCUUUGUCAGCUUCUACAUCCGCAGCUACCAGAAGAAGGCGGCCAAGGGCGCAAAGGCGCAGUAA
Moesziomyces antarcticus is the source of this 1089-nucleotide messenger RNA. Its product is annotated as fatty acid elongase. Gene Ontology annotation, cellular component: endoplasmic reticulum membrane. Gene Ontology annotation, molecular function: fatty acid elongase activity. Bases 1 to 1089 code for a protein of 362 amino acids. NCBI's taxonomy places the organism in Eukaryota, Fungi, Basidiomycota, Ustilaginomycetes, Ustilaginales, Ustilaginaceae. The record is from RefSeq and is a predicted model, not a curated record. Gene Ontology annotation, biological process: fatty acid elongation, saturated fatty acid; very long-chain fatty acid biosynthetic process; fatty acid elongation, monounsaturated fatty acid. The transcript has a single exon.